AUGAACUUAGAUCGAGAAAGCCAAAUUGUUAUUAUUGGGGACUCAAUAAUCAAACAUAUAAUACCGAAAAAGAUAUCGAGUAGGAAUGUUACGAAAAUAACCUUUCCGGGCAAAACAGCUGAUGAAAUAUCGAACCAAUUAGACCAAAUCAAGUUAAAAUCAACACAGUUCCACAUUAUAAUUCAUGCUGGAACAAACAAUCUGCCUGUUGACACAGCAGAAACCUGUGCUAAGAAAGUUGGGCAAUUAGCUUCUAACUUAAAAACUAAAUUUCCAACAUCAAGAUUGGAAUAUCAA
Molecule: messenger RNA, 297 nt
Organism: Paramuricea clavata
Lineage: Eukaryota; Metazoa; Cnidaria; Anthozoa; Malacalcyonacea; Plexauridae
Source: the annotation of a GenBank genome assembly